Molecule: messenger RNA, 2768 nt
Organism: Xenia sp. Carnegie-2017
Lineage: Eukaryota; Metazoa; Cnidaria; Anthozoa; Malacalcyonacea; Xeniidae
Product: translation initiation factor IF-2, mitochondrial-like
Exons: 17
Coding region: 471-2039 (522 amino acids)
Biological process (GO): translational initiation
Molecular function (GO): translation initiation factor activity; GTPase activity; GTP binding
Source: RefSeq, a predicted model, not a curated record
CACAUUCCUCAUUAAAAACUUAUUAACUUAACUUAUAAAUUUUUUUGUUUGGAGUUUUGUUCUCGUUGAGAAAAAGAGAAUUAAGAUUGCAGCAUGCGCUAUUUGUCGCGUUUGUUGUUUCAUACUUUGCUAAAAACUGGAAGACAAUAUCGCUUGAAUGAAAUCUUAAAAAGACGUGCAUCUUGUUGUAAUAUAUAUUGCAGAAACUUCAGUGACAGGCAAGGUGCAAGAAACAGACUACCAGAAAUUCAAAUUGAUUGUUCAGUAACUGUGUCAGAGCUUGCAAAGUGUGUUGGUGUUUCGACCGAAGAAAUUUUGAACUUUGCGAGAGAUGCAGGAGAGAAGAUUAGCAGAGGACACAAAACAGUUCUCAGAUCAGAAGUUGCAGAAUUAGUACUUUUGGAAUAUGGCUUUUCUGCAAGAUACUUGACAAAGAAUUUGAUGUUUCACCAAGGGAGCCAUGUAAAGAUAUGCACUUUCUAAAACCAAGAGCACCUGUUGUGACAAUAAUGGGUCAUGUUGAUCAUGGAAAGACCACAUUGCUUGACACAUUGAGAAAAACAUCUGUAGUUUCAACAGAGGCUGGUGGAAUAACACAACAUAUUGGUGCUUUCUCAGUCAAACUCCAGAAUGGAUCAUAUAUUACUUUUAUUGAUACGCCGGGGCACGCAGCGUUCGAAAAAAUGCGUGCGAGAGGUGCUCACGUGACCGAUGUCAUUGUGUUAGUGGUUGCAGCAGAUGAUGGUGUCAUGCCUCAAACUAUUGAAUGUAUCAACCAUGCAAAUGACGCCAAUGUUCCUGUGAUUGUUGCCAUUAACAAGAUCGACGUUGGACGUAAAGCAAAUGUGUCGAGAGUGAAAGAGCAACUUCUUGGACUUGGUCUGCAAUUGGAAGAAUUUGGCGGCGAUGUUCAAGCUGUGGAAAUAUCUUCUUUGACAGGCUUAAACAUUGAACUAUUGACUGAAGCCAUAAGCACUCAUAGUGAAAUUGCUAUAUUACGGGCUGAUUUCACUGGGCCUGCAGAAGGAGUCAUUUUGGAAUCAAGAAAAGAAAAAGGAAGAGGUGGGAUUACGACUCUUCUAGUUCAACGAGGUGUUUUACGGCAAGGCUCAGUGGUUGUCGCUGGGUCCUGUUAUGGAAAGGUUCGUCAAUUAUUAAAUGACGCUGGAAAACCUGUUUCAGAAGCUGUUCCCUCAACUCCUGUUCAGGUUUUGGGUUGGAAGUCAAUUCCUGAUGCUGGGGAGAUUUUACUUGAAGUGGAAUCUGAGAACAUUGCAAAUAAAGUCGUAAACUAUCGUAAGAAUAAACAGAAGAAUUUGAAAACGUCGAAACGAAGUUUGUCAGAGAUGACGGAUGAUUUGGAAGUUAUGAUGAAAAAUUUCAGUAAAACUUACGAUGAUUCAGAUAGAUUAGACAUUAUCAUCAAAGGUGAUGUGAAUGGUUCUCUUGAGGCCAUACUUGAUGCUAUCAAAACAUAUAAAGUUCAGAAACCAAAACUAUCUAUCUUAUCUGCUGCUAUCGGACCUGUCACGGAGAAUGAUAUUCGACUUUUGGAACCAUUUAAAGGAAUGUUGUUCUGUUUCAACGUUAGUAUUUCGAAAGAUCUUCAAAAACUCGCACAAAAGUUGGAAGUGAAAGUCUAUACAGGACAAGUUAUUUAUCAUUUACUCCAAUCUCUCAAGGAUGAAAUGUCGCUCAAAUUACCUUUAGUUAGUGAAGACAUUCCUGUUGGCGAGGCAACUGUUUUACAAGUAUUUCACCUUAGUGGUAAAAGGAAAGCUUCUGUUGCUGGAUGUCGGGUAAAGCAGGGUCAGUUGAAAAAGAAGGAAAUGUAUCGCGUGUAUAGAAAUAGUAACGUAAUAUUUGAAGGUCAUCUGUCUAGUAUGAAACGAGGCGAUGACGACACUGACUUAGCAAAGAAGGAGACAGAAUGUGGUUUGUGUUUUGCUAACUUUCGUGAUAUUCAGGAAGGAGAUAGAGUGGAAUGUUUUAGUAGAACUUGGAAAAAACAAGAAGUUGAAUGGAAAUGGAAAUUUUAAUGACAAGUCAUCAAAAUUAUUACAAGAGAUUUUAUCUGGGGCAGCUUGCAUACAUGAAUUAUAGUUGCUGGAACAGAUGUUUCUGCACUUUGAAGGCGAAGGUAGUGAUGUUGCCUCUCGUGGCAGAAGUAGACUGAUGAAUAGCACCAAAGUUAGUAAACAACGAGAAGAAGUCAUCUUUGUCUAAAUCAAUAAUAUGAUGUUAUUUACGGUUGUGUUACGAAAAUUUGAUCUGCUACUUUAUAUGGGUACAAAAUUUCAUCAAAAUGCCAGAGUAAAUUGGCCAUUUUCUCUUUUUCUUUACAUCUUACUGUUACAUAUUGCUGAGCAUCUGACAAUUAUUAGUGGAAUUGAUUAUUAUCUUCAAAUAUCUCUGAAACAAGCUUUCCAGCCUACCAUGAGCUAGAAGUUGCUACGUUUCUAUCAAUACUGCUAUGUACGUUGCACUUUAAGAUGAAAUCGAGCGCUAAAGUUAUCAUAAAAUUGAAUUUUUACAACACAUGCAUGAAGUGAUCAUAUAUAUAUGUGUGUGUAGUGUUGAAACAUGUUAGAAUACCUGCACGGUACAAAACUCAUCUAGACAACAAUACUGUUCUGUAGUUGUGAAAAACGUGUCUCGUUCAUUUCAUUUUUUAAUGUCAGCAAGUCGAAAGAACAGAAGCCAAAAAAGCAAUUCUAAAUGUCUGUGAAAUUAAUUUAAUUUCAAUAAAAUGUCAUCAGUGCCAUGUA